Molecule: messenger RNA, 1444 nt
Organism: Pieris napi
Lineage: Eukaryota; Metazoa; Arthropoda; Insecta; Lepidoptera; Pieridae
Exons: 1
Coding region: 1-402 (133 amino acids)
Source: RefSeq, a predicted model, not a curated record
AUGUCGGGCGGCCAGGGCUCCGCGCGCCGGCCGCCGCGCUCGGGCGGAGGCGGCGGGAGCACCCUGCCCGCCAGCGGCUUCACCUACGUCGGCAACAGGCAGCCGCUUACCCUCAACAACGGCGCGCCGGCGCCGCACCUCAACAACGGUUCGCUUCGCUCGUUGCCCGACAAGGGGAAGCGCAACGGGACGCCGUGCCGGCCGGACGACUUCAAGCGAAACCUCGACGCGCGCUAUUCGCGCAAGCGGGAAAACGGGUACCUGCGUCCCUUCGAAAGCGUGCUGGGGCUGGGCCGAGGGCCGGAUCGCGACGCCGACUACGGCGAGCCCGAGUACUCCGUCAUCGCCGAGAGCUUCGCGCGAGACGACUACUGCUCGCACUCGAACACCUUCAACUGUUGAGACGCCCGCUCCGAACCUGUCGACUUUGUGAUUUUGAAAUUCUAGCAAUAAUUCUUCAUUCCGUUAAGUUUUCUGGAAACGUUCCGCGGAGGAACCCGGCGGUCCAGUGUCGGUGUCCCGAGACGUUUCGUCGAGAGAGUACCAUAUUUGUAAAUUAUUUAAUAUAAUAUUUAAGUAUAAGUAGCGAUGGAUCUAUUUUUCAAUGGAAUGUAAGCUGAAAGCCGAAAGUGAAACUUUCGGCCGCGAGCCGGUUUCGUAUCGUUCGUAAUUUUAAGAUUAGGUCUGUACAUAAAAGUAAAUUCUUCGAUAGAGCAAUAGUUGUCUAGUGUGAAGCAAUAACGCAUGCGAGCCGACGAUACGAAGCCGCCGGCGAGGGCGUACAAUUGACUAGUCGUUAUAAGUGUAGUGAGGAGUUCAUGUUGUGAUCUGUGACGUCUACCGUGCGGUGCAAACUGCGACGGUGGCUCGAAGAAACUUGAUUUUGUACAAAAGCCAUUCCAUUAAACGGUCGCUCUCGAAGGAACACGUCGGAGACCGGGACUCCUUCCCGUCUGCGAUGUGUGUCUCCGGGUGCGGCGUCUAUUGUCUUAUAAAUUGAUUCAUAGAUGAAAUAAGUGUGCGUUAAGACACCAAUGUGUAAGAAGAUAUUAGGUAGCUUUAAUGAUUAAGAAUGUAAAUAUAUUUAUAAUACAAUGAGAUAUUUAUAAAAUUUAAUGCGGUCUCGUUCUAAAUGAUGAAAAAACUGUCUCUCGUCUCGUGAUGACCGAUGACUUCGAUCUUGAUCUUAUUAUACUUUGUAUGUUAUACGCGUUAUAUGUACCUACACUACACUCUGUAGAUAUGAAGCACUCAUUUUCUAAUAUUAUAACACGUUUUUACGCUCAAUCAUAUUUAAAAUUAAUUUUUAUAGUUAAGAAAUUGUAUAAAAUUUUGCCUUUAAUAGACCAUUGUAAUCGUAACCAAUUCUGAUAACAACGAGAACAUUUUUCUCUCACCGAUCGGGUAUCGGUUUGAGGGAGCCUAUAAAAAAGGUUAAUAAAUC